This is a messenger RNA of Mesorhabditis spiculigera, 864 nucleotides long. The record is from the annotation of a GenBank genome assembly. NCBI's taxonomy places the organism in Eukaryota, Metazoa, Nematoda, Chromadorea, Rhabditida, Rhabditidae.
AUGAGCGUCGACGCCGAGAAGGCAUUCGUCUACGUGUCCCGGGUGGCUUCGGUCUUCACCGGAAUCGCCCUGGUCUCGCUGGCCAUCUCGCUGCCCAUGGUGGCCCAGUACGUCUCCGACGUUCACCUUCGCGCCGAGCGCGCCAUGUCUGAUUGCGAGCUCUCUGCCGAGCAGAUCAUGGAGGAGGUGUACGCGUUCCGCGCGCACCCCAACAACGGAACACGCGGAAAGAGGGACACCUACAACCAGGGAGGAUGCAAUGGAUGCUGCCUGCCCGGACCCCAGGGAGCCCCCGGAGCCCCCGGACGCCACGGAAAGCCCGGACGCCCCGGCCCUCAGGGAGCCCCCGGAUUCCCCGGCCGCCCACCAAAGGUCUGCGAGCAGCCCACCCCAGCCCCGUGCACCCCAUGCCCUCAAGGACCUCCCGGACCCCCCGGAACCCCCGGAAACAAGGGAUCACCCGGAUUCCCUGGAGCCCCCGGAGCCCCUGGCGGCCGCUCGUUCCCAGGACCCCCCGGUGCCCCCGGAAAGCCCGGAGCUCCUGGCCGUCGCGGAGAGCCCGGACACCCUGGAGAGCCUGGAGCCCCCGCUCACUCCGAGCCCGCCGUCCCUGGACCACCCGGAGCCCCCGGAGCCCCUGGAGCCAACGGAGAGCCUGGACCCGCUGGAGCUCACGGAACCCCUGGAGGACCUGGACAGCCUGGAGGCCGUGGAUUCCCCGGACAGCCCGGAGAGCCCGGACACCCUGGAGAGAAUGGAGCCCCCGGAGGCCCUGGAGGAGAUGGACACCCCGGAGAGCGCGGUAUCUGCCCCAAGUACUGCUCCCUGGACGGAGGCAUCUUCUUCGAGGAUGGAACUCGCCGU